CGACGGCGGCGUCCUCCCACACCAAUCAUUCUCUGUUUCGCCGCAUACAGAUAUGCAGGCCACCCACGAACCCGCUGCUCCGCUUCAGCACGCCCGACCCUGCUCCGUUCGCCACCGACUCGUCACUCACCGUCUACUCCAGCGGAGGUUACGCGGGCCACGCAUUUCCCAUCCAUCGCUACCAGCGGGCGGAUGGGUCGUGGCGAUUUGUCGGGUGGGCAAUGCGCGGCGCGAGCUGGUGGCGCCCUCGCACGGCGCGGGACGAUGCGCCCGCAAGGCAGCGGCUCACUCACGUUGGCCGCGCCUCAUGGCCGGGCGGCGCGUCUGCGUGGACCGAGGACGACUACUGGGCGCCCGAGCUCCACCGCGUCCGCGGCCAUGCGGGCCCUAGAUGCGGAAACACGGAUCCGUGCACUCCGACACUCUGUUGCAGCCGCAUUCUGCCGUAUUGGUGUCCGUAGCCCUUCUCCUCACACCCCGACCUUGGUGCAUGCACGGCGCAGGCCGGCUGCUCCUCUUCUACACGGCGAGGCGGCGCGACGGCACACUCUGCAUCGGCGUCGCCGCCAGCGCGUCGAACCUUCCGACGGGGCCGUUUGCCGACGCGCUGGGUCAGCCGCUGUUGUGCCGCCCGGACGGCGCGAUCGACCCGCACGUGUUUAUCGACCGGAGGGGAGACGACGCGACCCCGCACUUGCUGUGGAAGGAUGACUCCAACGCGCGCGGCGCUCGCACCACCAUCUUUCUUCAGCGGCUGCGCGCCGACGGCCUGGGCCUCGAGGGCGCGCCCAAGCCGCUGCUGUCCAACGACCCGGCCGGCUGGGAGGGGCCGCUAGUGGAGGCUCCUUGGCUUGUGCUCGACACCUCGAGCGCGCCGCACUACUACUUCCUAUUCUACUCCGCCAACGCCUUUAAUGGGCCCAAGUACGCAGUCGGCGUCGCGCGCGCAACGUCCCUCGCCGGCCGACCGUACGUCAAGCGCGGCGCCCCGAUCCUCCGCACGUCGCGAAAUGCCUCCGCCAGCCCAUUUGCAGGGCCGGGCCAUUGCGCCGUCGUCGGCGCACCCGGCGCGGGCAAGGCGCUCCUCUUCUACCACGUUUGGCAGCGGGCGGGGCGGUGGCCGGCGGUGGGCGAGAGGGGAGUGCCGCACGUCUCCGUCGGCGGCGUCAGGACGUGGGUGGAGCGAUUGUGGCUCGGAAACAGGACGCGGAGAGGGGCGCUGACAAGAGAGUUCACCUUCAGCUCGGGGAGCUAGGCAGGGCCUACCUCGCCGCCCGGGCGGCGCUCGGGGCGGCGCCUGAGUGGCUCUUCCAGCUGCCCGGCGAGCGGCGGCCGCUGACGCGCCACAUGGCGGGCUGGGUGAGCGAGACGCUCGACGAGGAGGGCGUGCGGGCUCCGGCCGGCUUCGUCUACCUCGGCCACUCGCUGCGCUCUGGCGGCUCGAGCGCCGCGGAGGCCAUCCGAGUGCCCCGCUUUAGGGGCAACUGGCUCGGCGGCUGGUCUCAGAAUGGCCGGACGCGCGAGCUCCACUACAUGGACCCGUCGGUGCUGCCGUCGCCCGAGGCCUACGAGCUGCUCGGCUGGCUCCUGGACGGAUCCUACCAGGCGCUUCCACCGUCGUGGGAGCGCCGCCGCGGCGCUGCUGACACAGCGGAGCCCGGCGAGCCGACGAGCUAGCUCCCUCGUCACACACGCGCACGGACGCAUGGAGAUCCGCGCGCGUGCCACACACACACACACACACACACACACACACACACACACACACACACCACUCCAUACGCGAGCCCGCUCUCGCUCCGCCGCUCGUGCGCCCCGCGCGCAUGUCGGCCUUCUCAUGCCUCCGGCCUCCGAGCGCCCACCUCGGGCGCUCGGGCGGUUGGGGAUGGCAUAUCGGUUCCCUGGGCGUUCACUAGCGCUCGCUUGUGGGUGAGAACGGAGUUCUCUGGGUAAGCUCAGCUGUGAACUUCCCAGUUGUUUGCUCUCCCUCCCUCCCUUACCCUGUUCAUGACUUGCUAGCGGGACCUGAGUAUUGUAUAAAAAUACUGUGAGGCGU
This is a messenger RNA of Emiliania huxleyi CCMP1516, 2056 nucleotides long. RefSeq lists its product as hypothetical. Gene Ontology annotation, biological process: carbohydrate metabolic process. NCBI's taxonomy places the organism in Eukaryota, Haptophyta, Isochrysidales, Noelaerhabdaceae. The record is from RefSeq and is a predicted model, not a curated record. Gene Ontology annotation, molecular function: hydrolase activity, hydrolyzing O-glycosyl compounds. The transcript has 8 exons. The coding region runs from base 392 to 1255 and encodes 287 amino acids.